AUGUCAGGUGUUGCAGAUGGGUUGUCAUGGAGUCAGCCGACUGGCCAUGUCGCAGUGCCAUCAUAUUUUUGGCCUCAAGGCCAGACAGAGCCACAUGCACGACAAUCUCAGUCCCCCAUCACACCUUUGACGAUCCCACAUGGCCUCCCUGAGUUUUAUCAUGUGUCACAGCGAGCAGCUAGGAGUGGUACUCCGACAGUUACUCCUAGCCCGACUGUGUCACAGCCAUCGACAUCAUCUACUCCACAUGAUGGGACAUCGGAGCGUGAAGAAAGUAGCUUUGAUUCUGACGAAGAACGUCCCAAAAAAGGAGACCCUCCACAGGUUUUGAAUUUUGAUAUGAAUGGUCGUCUCAUAAUCGAGCCAGUUGGAUACACCUUCUAUCCAGGCAAAGCAACUAAAAAUAUUUCAAAGAUGAUCAAAGGACUCUAUAGAGGCGCCGUUCCGUCUUGAGGCAAGGUGCCAGUGAAACUGAAGAAGCAGAUAUUUCUCGAGUUUAGGGUAUUUAAUAUUUGUAGUAAAAUACUAUAUGUUGAUUGUUUAUGGGGUAUUCCUUUAAUAUGCUCCCUAAUUAUAUUAAUUUCUUUGCAGACAAAGUGUUCCUAGAAGCCGGAACAUCAUGAUUUAGUAGCGCAGAACUUUGAGAAAAAAGCGGCGAAAAUACUUAAGGAUGCGUUACUUAGAGCUCGUAAUAAUUGCGUGCAGCCUGAUUGGAUCCAAGAUGAAUGGUGGAAGGACCUACUGCACUACUGGGCAACUGAUCCGACUUUUUUGAAACGAAGUGAAAAUGGGAAGGCCGCUAGAGCCU
Lycium ferocissimum is the source of this 808-nucleotide messenger RNA. RefSeq lists its product as uncharacterized. Bases 1 to 453 code for a protein of 150 amino acids. The transcript is spliced from 2 exons. The record is from RefSeq and is a predicted model, not a curated record. Lineage: Eukaryota; Viridiplantae; Streptophyta; Magnoliopsida; Solanales; Solanaceae.